Molecule: messenger RNA, 1280 nt
Organism: Paramecium octaurelia
Lineage: Eukaryota; Ciliophora; Oligohymenophorea; Peniculida; Parameciidae
Source: the annotation of a GenBank genome assembly
AUGGUAAAGUGUUUAUGGUGUUUGAAAGAACUAGGCAUUUUCGGAAUGCUUUUUCAUAAGGCUGUUUGUCUUGAAUAUUUAUAUAGCAAAUCUUUAGAAAAAUUAAGAUAGGCAAAUUUGGCAGGGCGUAUAACUAAGGGACAAUAUAGAAAUGAGAAGCGAAACUUAAGAGAGUAUUUUAUGCAGAGAUUCAAACCGAAAGUGUAUGAAGCCUUCAUUAAGAGAUAACAAGAACAAUAAUAUAUUGUAAUCAAUCCAAACGAUUAAUCAGUUGCCCUAGAAUCUGAUAUGGAAAUGAUUUCAAAAAAAGUGUGCAUUGAAAGCUAAGAAAUAUCUUAAAAAUCCCAAUUCCUAUAAUCAUUUCAGAAUCUAAUCGACCCUGAUUAUAAUUAUAGGGUAAACAACUAUUCAGGAUCCCAAGAUAUUUAACCUAUGUUCAACUCUGAUGACCAUCAUAAUAAUUAGGUAGAAUUUAAUUAACAUGAUGAAUUGAGUAUAUAUUAAAUAGAAAUCUAAAACAAUGGGAAUACUCAUUAAUAAAUAGAUUAAUACGACAAUUCAUAGGAUUAAUUUUUUCAACUCCAAUUCCAAUAAUAACAGAUUAUACAAUAAAACGAAGAAAACUAAGAAAACUAAGUUAACUAAGAAAACUAAGAAAACUAAGAAGAAAAACCAGCAAAUACUUCCCUUGAAAUGAAGGAGGAGGAAAAAGAAAAUGUUUUAUUUAAACUACUUCAAAAAAAAGUAAAACCAAAUAAAGACAAAGUAUUUAACGAAACUAUUUAAAAAAAAAAUACUAAAAAAUAAACACACACUAGAUCACAAAGUAGAAAUAUUAAAUAGAAUUCAAUUAUUUCUGAAACAAAAGAAGAAACUAUGAAACCGAAUUCUUAUCAAGAAGAAUUGGCAACCGAAGUCAAAUAAAUUGGCAAUCGUUUUUUAUAAACUAAUAAAAAAAAUCCUCCCAAAUUUUCUUAAAGCACAGAUAAAAUUAAUCCAAAAAUAAAUCAAUCAAUUGAAAUUUCAUCGACAAAAGAACAUAAAAAAAAGUAGAAAAAGAACCAAAAUUUGAUUACAAACAAAACUAAAAAUCUAUAGAAAACAGAGGACCAUUAGAACAUUUCUUAAUAAGUUCAGAAACCCAAGUAAAGAGAAGUCAUAAAGACUAGAAAUUAGGCUUCUUCGAGUAUUAAAUAAAAUAAAACAGAGUCAAAGAGUGCUAAUAGAAAAGAAUAAUAGAAAAUCAAAAAGAAAUGAAUCAUUAAAUUGUGUAAUAUGCC